Trifolium pratense (red clover) is the source of this 1374-nucleotide messenger RNA. RefSeq lists its product as uncharacterized. Bases 1 to 1374 code for a protein of 457 amino acids. The record is from RefSeq and is a predicted model, not a curated record. The transcript has a single exon. Lineage: Eukaryota; Viridiplantae; Streptophyta; Magnoliopsida; Fabales; Fabaceae.
AUGUCAAGCUCUCAAAACCCAUGUCCUUCUAAGAACGACGAAACUCUUCCUCCACAAACCACCAUACCACCCUCAUACGAUUCUCUCCCUCAACAAAUCACCAUCGCCUAUCCAAUUUCAACCAUCUUUCCUGAGGAAACAACGAAGAGGAAAAAGACCUCAGCGAAGAAGCCAACGCCAAAGAAAAAUCAAUCCACUUCGCGUGCUUCAUCUGCUUCAAAACAAACGGGUAAGAAAUCAAAAUCCACUUCUAGAGUUGUUCAUACGAUGCGCGAAUUGUAUCUUGACAAUCCUGCUACUCCAAAUGUUGAUGAUAAUGCUGAAGCAUCUAGAUCUAGUAAGAAGAAUUUAAGUUUGGAAUUUGAUUCAACUGAAACCCUAGGAUUAGAAAACCCUAGGUCUGCUAAAUUAGGGAAAAGCUCUUUGGAAAACUCUGAUGUUGCUAUUGAUAAUAUUGGCGCUACCUCUAAGGCCAAUCUUGAGUCUGAGAAGACAAUUGAUGAAAACGCUGACUCUGGGCUAGAUGCUGCAAAUGAUGCUACAACAUCUGCAGCAAAUGUUGAUGUUAGUGCUUCUGUAGUCCCUGAUUCACCAAACUCUCAUGUGGUUCCUGAUAAUGAGAAAGGGACUGAAACCACCAUCCCUACUAAUGUCACUAAUCAGGAUAAGGGUGAAACUGCAAAUGUGUCUGAUACAAGUGAGGCAAAUUUUAUUGAUGUUGAAAGCCUCAAACUCAAGGAAACUCCUGUGACUAGGGCUGGUAUGUCUAGGAGGCUGAGAAGUAGUACUGGAAAAGAUAUAGCCACUCCUUCUGAAGCCACCACAACUAAACUUGGGCAUAAGAAACAGUGGAGCAAGGUCACUAUAGCCUCUGAAAGUAGGAAGAAGACUGUGAAGAGGAAGACUAUUCCCUCUAGUGACUCUGACUAUGAGGAAGACCAGGAUGCUGAAGCAUCUCCUGCAGCAUCUCCUCAAAAAUCUGCCAAGAGAAGAAGAAUGGCCUCUAAUGUACCAUCUGUACCAAUUGAUAAUGUCUCCUUCCACUGUGUUGAGAAUGUUGACAGGUGGAAAUUUGUGUUCAAAAGAAGAAUGGCAAUAGAAAGGAACCUUAAUGAAGAAUUCUUAAAAUGUCAAGAUAUUAUAGGUCUGAUAGAGGAAGCAGGGCUGCUAAAGACUGUGUCUGAGUUGGGAAAAUUCUAUGAGAAGCUGACAAGAGAAUUCUUGGUGAACAUCCCAUCUGACUGUGAUAACCCCUUAAGUCCUGAAUACUUAAAGGUGUAUGUGAGGGGAAAAUGGUUGAUUUCUCACCAGCCAUCAUCAACCAACAUCUGGGUAGAUGUGAUGAUCCUGCACCUGAGCUGGAGAUGUCUAUGA